Paramuricea clavata is the source of this 14563-nucleotide messenger RNA. Lineage: Eukaryota; Metazoa; Cnidaria; Anthozoa; Malacalcyonacea; Plexauridae. The record is from the annotation of a GenBank genome assembly.
CGCAGCUAUAAAUUUGACAUUCAGCUACUUCCCAGUUACAUUCGAGUUCUGUGUCAAAAUGUCCAGACAUCUUGCGCUUAUUUUGCUGGCCGCUGCUUUCAGCAGGUAUGUAUGUACAAUUUUCUUGAUAUAGCAUAUAGAUUGAUUUAAGUUCUAUUUAUCUAGAUCUAUACUGAGUAUUGCGCUUCAUUUGCAUAGUUUGCGCAAGAUUUGCUGCGCAAUUAAGAAUUACAUGCGCACAACAUGAUUAUGCUUUAAACUAUACCAGGAUUUGACGACGAAUUGUACAUCUUGUGCUUGUGUGAGAAAGUUGAUAUAUCAAUGAUAAUAUUACGACCAAAUUGCGUAUGAAAUUUGUAUUUAUUUGACAGUUGACAUAAAACCCAAAAUCGCUCAUGCGCAACAUGUUGUUGCGUGUCAAUACGUGUUGUAUUACGGCGCUCUUUUACAUUAUUUGAUAAUUUCCAAAAUCCAUUUUAGGCUAUAAAUGCGCAACCUAGCACAUGCACAUUCACUUCUAAAGUAUUUGUGUAUGGCGUUCUACAUUAUUCAAAACAAGUAAAACAAUUUGAAUUGUGUAACUAUAUAUGCUUGCCAUUAUUUGCAGUUUGCUUAAAAUAGACAUUUGGACGUCAAUUUAUCUCUACGUUUGAUUGCGCACCAUGAUAAUAGGCAGUUUCUAUUGUGGUAUUCAUGUUUCAAUAAUGGAUAAAUCAGAUUAUGGUUAUUGUUUUUAACUCAAUUUACUUGUCAGUGGUGUUUGAAAUAUGAUUCGAUGCAUGUAAUUUCGCCACAGGCAAUAACGGCAAGGUGGUUAAAAUAAACAUAACAUAAACAUGCAAUGGUUGCCAAUUUCGCCGUAAACAACGGCGUGAACAGCCACAGUUUAUUAUAUUUUCAUUGCGGUUCCCUCUUCAAUGCGGAAAUUAAAUUUGAUCUCACAAAUGUUUGCACUGUAGCCAGAUUAGAACACUCUAGUUAAAUUGCUAAAGGUUUUCAAAUAAAAAACGAUUUCUGAUAAGCCUUGAAACCUCUUCGACUUAGUUAUAUAUUGGAAAUGUAUCACUAUGAAAUCUGGGAAAUAUAUCACUAUAAAAUCUGAGAAAUGUAUCACUAUGAAAUCUAUUUUUUUAUAUUUAUCGGAGCUAUUUGUUUUAUAACAUAUAUAACUUUCAUUUUAGACCACCGUACGACACGCCUUGGGUUUAGACUUGACCGGUAGUUAAAUUUUCGAUAAUAUUUUUAUACAAAAUAUAAUAUAAAUAAUGCUUCUUAGCCAAAUUCUAGUAAAUGGCCAGAAGUUCGAGAGGGUGCAAGGUUAGGACAAAAUGCCAAAGUAAUCUCUCAAUAAGAUGGCGCAGAGCGUAGCGGCAUACUUACAGGUAGUCGCGAUUUAUGCUAAAACGGAUUUUAACGUUUUGAUAGGAUUAGUGGGGAAAACAAAAGAAUUAUAUUUUAUUAUCUGCGGAAAUUUCAUUCCAGUAUAUUCUAAUUGCAUUCCAUAUUUCCAUAAAUUGCGCAAGCUAUAGAAGUAUCGAUUCGAUCAAUACUUUUCACACCAGGUGGUGAAUUAAUGUAGAACCUUUGUUUACACAAACUAUAUUAAAUGUUUACUUAACACAUACCUGAAGAACAAUUACGUUUUCCAAUGAUUUCCCAAUAUCAAAUUGUCGCAGAUGUAAUCUUGAAAGAAUUGCAGGAGUUUGAUUAUGGGGUGUUAACUCAAUACAAUCAUCUAUAAAAAUAAAUUUAAUGGCUCUAAUUUCCAAUGAAUUACUUUAUCACAUGAAGUGUUAAGGAGUUGGUUUUUAAUUGCUUUAACAAUUGUUCGACAUCCUGUCACCUUGUAAUGGGUAGAUUUUUCCUGGAUCAAGUUUUGUGUUUGGCAUUUACCAUUUUUGUCCUUCUUAUACAUAGAAACUUAAAAACCUGUGUAGUCUUCUUGCUAUCCUAGUAUUUCUGUACUUUUAUCAGCAAAUAUUCUAGCCUCUGAUCUUCCGCCUGUAUGACAGGGGUUCUACCUCAUUUACAUGCUAAGAUAUCUAAGUGUUUUCAGUUUAGCCUGAUUCACAUUGAUCGGCGAUGUUCUACGAUCCAUUGUCUGUGAGCAACGAAGAAGAAAAUGCACAAAACAUUUUAUGCAUCAAUGACCACCGACAAUGGGCAUCGCCGAUGUUUACGAUCAAUGUGAACCAGGCUUUUGACUGUAUCAAACAGCGCCGAUUUUCUUCUGGCAUUCCGGGUUCCUCCUGUAGUAACACUGCGCCAAAAAUAGAUUACCUUUACUGGACCUCCUGAAAGAACAGUAACACUGGAUCAAUAAGAGAUGAUCUUACCGGACCUCUAGGAAGAACAGUGUAGAACUGAUAGAGCUAUCCAGUAUAAAUAAAGUUAGCUGUAGUAACACUGGAUCAAUAAGAGAUGAUCUUACUGGACCUCUAUAGGGAGAACAGUUUAGAACUGAUAGAGCUAUCCAGUAUAAAUAAAGUUAGUUUAGUUUAGGUUUCCUCUUGCAGUAACACCAAAUCAAUAAGAGAAGAUCCUUACUGGACCUCUAGGGAGAACAGUUCAGAACUGAUAGAGCUAUCCAGUAUAAAUAAAAUUACUUUAGUUUAGGUUUCCUCCUGUAGUAAUAUUGAUUCAAUAAGAGAUUAUCCUUACUAGUACUGGAUCCCUAGGGAGAACAGUUUAGAACUGAGAGUUAUUCAGUAUAAAUAAAGCUAUAGUUUUGAUUUACUUUUUUGUUGAAGAGAGAUUCUCUAUAUUACUUUACUAUAACUAGACCUAUACAUAUAAUUUUCUACAGCGCUGUUGAGACAGAAAAACCACAAUACCUGAUAACCUCGCCAUACACAUAUCGUGCUGGUGAAGAUGAAACUGUGAAUAUCCAGCUCUUUGGUUCAAAGUCUUGUGAAGUUGAAGUCAGACUUAAACCUCAGAAUAGUAAAACGGUCACCGUGUCAGCCAAUGGUACUUUCACACCUGGUGAACAAGGAAAACUCAUAUUAAGGGUAAUGCAUAGACUAUUUUGAAUAAUCAGUAAAACCUCUACUACCAGUGAAACAGUGAGUCAGUUUCCCUCAAACAUUUCUUACAACUGAUUCUUCAAAACUUACGCCUGUAUUUUAAAAGCUCACUCACACUCACACUUAAUGAGUGGAGGUUCAAUCUGAGCUUCCCUUGAGUGUCAAAGCUGUUUUUGAAUAGCUGGAGGGUGAGUAGUCACCAAGUAAGGUACGACACUAACCCUCCAGCCAUUCAAAAACAGCACUGGCACUCAAGGGAAGCUCAGAAUGAAGUAAUGAACCUCCACUCUUUGAGUGUGAGUGUGCUUUUAGAAUACGGGCGUUCGUAUUUAGCUGUGCAAAAUUCCUACUGUGAUCACAGAAACUUUGAUAGUGUAAACCAGUCUUUAGACGAACCAUCUUCUCCUUGCCCAAGCUAACUUAUUCUACAAUUCUUAUUCAGAUACCCAAAGAGAAUGUAAGAAAUGGCCGCCAUUAUUAUCGAACAUCUUUUGACCUCGAUGCAACAGUCUGUGGUGUUAAAACUGAAUCAAGAUCCGUGUCCGCACAGCCGCUGAAACCGAACAACAUCUUUAUUCAAACGGACAAACCAAUUUAUAAACCAGGACAGAAACGUAUGAACGGUUUUUUAGCUCUUAUACUAUAAUUUUUUAGCAAUAGACCCUUUGAAAAUGAAAACUGACUCGUUAAAAAUGCAUUUGCGUCGCAUUAGUUUUAGUUUGCUAGGAAUAGAGCACUAUGAAUGAAGAAAAUAGGUGAGGUAAUGGUAGGUAGAAUUGGUAGCGAAAUUUCACCACCUUUCAGUAGUGUAAAGUAAAGUGCAAAUGCCAAAGAAAUUAAUUUGAACUAAUAAUUUAGUUAUCAAGCAAUUUAACCAUCAAUCAAUUAGUUAAUUAAAACUAACGAACCAAUUAGAAGCACAGUGUAACAAUUUCGCUAAGAACAUUUUAUUCAUUAAUUUAAUUCUCUAGUCCGUAUGAGAAUCCUAUCACUUGAUAAAGAUUUGAAACUAACAGGAGACAAGGUAAGCAAGUUUCAGAUCAAGAGUUUUACCAAUUACUAAUAGAUUUAUUAUUGUCAAACUCAUCAAUAAUUCACCAAAUAUCAAAUAUCAUUUAUUUUAAAUUGUUGAAGAAUACAAAAGUUCCAUAUAAAACAUUCGCGUCCGUGUUGUAUCAGACGUACAACCUUUCUCGUCUUCGGCUCCAGUUUGUAUAUCUGAUACAACACAGCUGCUCAUGCUUUAUUUAUUAUUAUAAAAAUUCAUAUUUUUAAUUUUUAUUUUUUUCUUUUAGGUUGCAAACGUUCAUGUGGUAAGCAAAAUAAAAAUACGAAUUUGUUUCCAAAUAUCGAAAAGACGUAUUUGUCAAUUGAUAAAUAUUCACAUUCUCAAUUUUUUCAUCCAGGUGGCAUCGGCUUCAAGAAUCAAACAGUGGAAUGAUGUGAAAUUGGAAGAUGGUAUGGCAAGUUUGGAACUUCAACUUUCGAAGGAGCCAAUUUUGGGAAAAUAUACAAUAACAGCGUUUGUUGGUGUAAGUUUACUAUUUAUGUAGAGUAAGUUCACUAAGUCGUGACUUUGGAUUAACACACUAGACUCAGUGAAGAUUGGUUCGUAUUAAAAAUCUGAAACAGAAUCACUCACCCAGGACAGUGUAUUAACGGCAACUGUGGUGGUUUUGAUUUGGAUUAAUAGAAUCAUUCGGUGACUGAACAGUCCAAUAAUUAGCCUUCAGACUCAGUCUGCCACAACAAAGAUGACUUCCACUUGGGUGCUAAUAGUCCUUUCUAGUAAUGAGAAAAUCAUGUAUUUAAUUUUUCAGAAAGCAAGAAAAACACAGACGAUUGAAGUUGCUAAAUAUGGUUAGUUGACUGGUGUGUUCCAGCAUUCGUCCCAGUGCCGUAGAUGGUAGUUAACUUCAGAAAACACUUUUCAGAAAGUUGAUUAAACUGCAUCUCUCUAUAUACAAAGCAAUUACAUGUAAUGGGAAAAAUUAACAUUAUUUUCUAUUGAAUAUUUUGUUUUUAGUUCUGCCCAAAUACGAGGUGAAAAUCACACCACCAGCGUAUAUGGCUUUGGAUCAGAAAGAAUUUACGACUACUAUAUGUGCAAAGUAAGUGUCAGUUAUUAUGAUAGUAUAUAUGAUAGUACGUAUGAUAGUAUAUAUGAUAGUUAUGAUUGUGUUCUCCUGGUUGUCCAACCAACCAUCAUCAUCACAACCAUCAUUAUGCACCAAUAUCACCAUCAUUAUUACCACCAUCACCAUCAUCAUCGCCUUCAUGAUUACGUUUAUCAUCAUCAUUAUUACCAUCAUCAUCAUCAUUGCCAUCACCAUUGUAAUCACCACCAGCAUCAAAACCAUCAUCGUCAUCAUCACCAUGGCCACCAGUCCAUGACCACAUUUAUCAUCACAACCAUCAACACCAUGACUACCACUCACCAUCAUCACCAGCACCACCACUACCAGCCAUUCACCAUAGCAAGACUACAUGGUAACAGUUACAAAAUGUUACUCUGUACAUUCAUUAUAGAUAUACAUAUGGGAAAAACGUGAAAGGAACAUUGAACGCAGUUUUGUGUUUGAAGCAUGAUGAUUACAUUUAUAGAAGAAGGGAAUACGUUAGUCGAAAUUUUAAAAAAUGUCAAAACAUCACGAGAGAGGUAUGGUGUAUUUAGUUUUUUAUUUUCCUCUUUCAUUUAAACCAGUACGAGUAUAGACGUCCUCAAACGUUCCAGUAUUUAAAGAGAAAUUUAACGCGUGGGAUUUUCAAAACAAUGAAAAGACAAUAGAACAUUCUGAUCAAUGGAUCAUGACUGGAUGUCAUGGAGAACAAUGAGAUUUUUUAAAACAAUGAAAAUAUUACUGUAAUGCUAGGUGUUAUGCCAAGACCUCGUUCGUGCCUUGCGAAAUCGUGCCAGUUUGAGUACAGUUGUCAACGGAGUCUUGAUAUUGUUUGUAUAUUUUUAGAUCAAUGGCUGUACGGACAUUCGCCUACUGCGAGAAGAACUCAAUGUUGGGGAAGUCACUAAUGUCUAUCGAACACAAUUUCUUAUCGAUGCUCAAGUCACAGAAACUCUAACUGGGGUGACACUAAAAAGCAAAGCUUUGAAAUAUAAUAUGAAAAGACGCUCUGUUCAAUUAUCGUUCAGUGGCACUUCGGGUAAAUUUAAGCCAGGAUUACCAUUUAAAUAUGUGGUAGGUAAUUGAUAUAUUUUUUAUAUAUUUUGGUUAACCAAACGUUAGAAAACGCUCAAUACUUUUUUAUUUAAUAUAUUGACACCAUUUCUCUCUUUCUAACAGCUUAAAGUAACACGUCCUGACGGUUCGCCGGCAACAGGGGCUAGAGUGCAUGUCACUGUAUCUCGUGGAUGGUCCGCGGCUGCCACAUUUUACAACAAAACAUUCGUCGUCACAAAUGGUUUGAUUACAGAUUCCAUUGAUGAUGCAACUUAUAAUGCUCGAAGCUUGGUUUUUAAGGUAGAAUAUUAUUAGAAUCCUGCGUAAGUUAGGUUCCUGUGAGGAUCUUAAAUAAAACCUGCAAAAAGUAGGAUGCCGGCUAGUAAGAUCCUACUGCUGAUAGGAUCCUCAUGAAAUUUUGUUUUCUCCCUCUAUGUAGGCUAAUCUUCUGGACAAAAAUCCCUAUCCAGUGAAAGCACACAUGUAUCCUGUAAGCACGUCAUAUACAGCAAAUCCUUGGUACUCUCCAAGUUUUAGCUACCUUGAAAUUCAUAACACGCAGAACACUCCCGCUAAGGUAAGAUAAAUCAGGAUUACCAACACUUUCAACAUCGUCAUCAUCACUACCAUCAUCAUUCAUCUUUAUCAUUACCAUCACAGCCACCAUCCCCAUUAUCAUCACCAUCAUUAUCACCACCAUCAUCAUCACCACCAUAACCCAUCAUCAACAUCAUCAGCACCAUUAUGAUGCAUCACAUUGUCUGCCACCAUCAUAAUCAUAUUUACCAUCACAGUCACCAUCUCCAUCAUCAUUAUCACCACCAUUAUCAUCAUCACAUCGUUUGCCACCAUCCCCAUGAUUAUCACCACUAUCAUUAUUAUCACCACCCGCAUCACCAUUACCAGUUACACCGUCAUCACCAUAGGUGAGUACCAUGACAACCAUCAUUAACAACUAUAUAUCUUGUCUAUAUGUCUAGAUUGACAGCGAAGCUUCUCUCACAGUGCGUUAUACAGUGCGAAGCAACACUGGAACGAGAGUCAACUUUCACUAUACUGUGAGUAAACUAUUCAGAUACUGCAACCGAAAUAAAAAAAUAUUUUUAAUUUCAAUGAUCUAACCAUGCUUAAUUCAGCAGUGAGUUCUGUACAACAUGAGAUCACUUUAGGAUCUAACCAUGCUUCUGGGAGGGAACACAGAAGAGACAUCAAUUACUACCGCUGCAUGAUUGAACCAUGUGCUACUUGUCACAACGCCCUAAAUGAUGAACUUAAUAACCCCAGUUUUAAACCUUUUAGAUCAUGUGUAAAGGCAACACAGUCAAGUCCGGUACACAUACUCAGCUCCACAACUACGUUCGAGAAGAGAACCUUACCACAACCGCAACACCCGCCACUACCAUUCGACCAACCAAAGUAACAGUUAAUGUCACUAACGCUACCCUCCAACGCACCAACGAUACCAUCCGAACAAAAAUACAUAGGUUAAUCCUCCCUGAUUGGGGAUGGAGGAGACCUAAACCAAUCCCAGUCAAGAAACUGAAUGAAAGACCAGUAGUGGAGAAGUUUGACAUCAAAUUUCUUGUAACCAUGGAGAUGGUGCCAUCGUGUCGGAUGAUGGUAUAUUAUGUGAGAGAAGACAAAGAGGUUGUGGCUGAUAGUGUCGACUUUGAUGUGGAGGAUAAGUUGGAGAAUCAGGUUAGGGUUAUAAAGUAGGCGGCUGUGUGGAGGGCGUGGGGAGGGGAGGGGGGGUUAUAAAGUAGACCAGGUUGAGGAAAAAUAACUUUGUUUGAGAGUUUAGAGUGGAAGAAGGAGAGCAGAAUUUAUAUUUCAAGUACUAAACAAAGUAACAUGUGGUAAACCUCGUGGCACCCGCUGGCUUAUUUUGAAAGCUCUGGGUUACCCACUGGUAGUGUGCUGCAUAUUACUAACGUUGCACCAUCUAAAAGAGAAGAUACGAGAGAUUUAACUUCAUGUUUUAAUUUGCCAGGUAUCAGUGAGUUUCAAGGAUGACGAACGUAAACCAGGAGAAGAAACGAACUUGAUCUUGAAAGCUACACCCGGAUCACGUGUUGCCUUCGUGGCUGUGGAUAAGAGCAUUCAUCUCUUGAAGGCUGGGAACGAGUUGACAAAAGAAAAGGUUUGUACAGAAAUACAUGUUGUUAUGUUGUCUAGAAGCGUGGCAUAUAAACAUGAAUAGAGGAGUCAUCGCCCACAAGAAUAUCUUCAGUAUCUUGGCCGAUGACUUUAAUUGAGUUUUAUUCAGUUUCUCACUCAUUGGUGAGUGGAUUUCCAAAUAGGCUAUUGCCUAAUUGAUAGGGGAUCCGUACCUACGAUUUCAACGUCCUUCAGUGGUGAAAAUCUCGAUGGGGCGGAGAGGGUUGUCGACCGCUCUCCUCCCCCCACCUUCACGGAAAAUUACAAAUUUUCGGAAAUUUUGACCUAAAAGAGGGCUAAAAACAGCCUUUUCGAGUGCAAAUGGGGGGUGGGGUUUGUCGGAAAUUUGAAAGUUUGUCGGCAAUUUAGGAGGAUUUGCCCCCCCCCCCCAUCGGAAAAAGUGAAUUUCCGCCACUGACGUCCUUAUCCAAGAGAAGACGCGAACGUCUACCUGUUUACUGUAAAUGUCAAUGUAAAAGUAGCACUUUCUCCUCAACUAUUUUAAGACCUUGAGUAGAGGCCCAAGCAAGGAUCAAAUCCGGGUCCCCCAGCUGGAAAAGCAACCAUAGUAACCAUAGUAACCACGACACCACAAGAGUUGGACUCUAUCCCUUGAGUACAUAAGAAACCACGUGGCGAUGACGACAGUCCUGAUAACCACACUUGACUGGAGCGUCGAAACGUUGGGUCGUGAAUGUAAUUUAUUCGAGGAUUACACUCAUUUACUUCAACAAAAGUAGCAAAACAUGUCUGUAUAUGAUUACUUGGGAACUCGCAAACUUCAAAUUUCGUGUCUUUUUUCAGAUACUUCCAUACCUACGAACGUACCAACAAAGAGCUUAUAAUUCCAACCCGAAAUGUCGUAACUCGUGGAAUCCCUGGUGGAGAGGCAAACGUAGCAUUGCACCAUUCUACUGGGGAGAUAGCUCUAGUUACGACGAUGCUUCUGACGCUUUCAAUGUAAGUCUUGUGCAUUUGAUGUACAUGAUUUAGUACGAACAAUCCGGAAAUUUCUCUAAAACGCACACCUCUCAGUUAUGGACACCUUUUUAAUAUGGACAUUUCUCUUAUAUGGACAUCUCUCUAAUACAGACAUCUCUUUAAUACAGAUCUCUCUAUUAUGGACACCUCUAAUACGAACACUUCUCUAAUACAGACACUUUAUAAUGCAGUUAUACGGACACCCCUCUAAUACCAAAAUCUCUUUUAUACAAACUCCUCUCUAAUACAUCCGGUCAUCUCUAAUAAAGAGGGCUCUCUGAAAUAUACAAAACCCUCUAAUACAGACAUCUCUCUAUGUCACGUUCUAGGUUGCUGGACUAAUAUUCUUAUCAGAUCUGUCUAUUUUCACUAAACCUUGUCCCAGACCUCGUCCCGUUCCAGUAGUGAUGGCUAUGAUGGUUGACGAUGACGGUAUAUAUUAUAUUUUGUAUGUUUUGCAGAAUAUUGGGGUUUCAUUCAUAUCCAGUUUAAAUAUCAAUACAAAACCGUGCCAGAAAUACUGGCCAACGGAGGUGGCUGGGGGCUCUGGUUUUGUUCCAUAUGGUAUGCAGUUGUUUGUUUGUUUGUUUGUUUGUUUGUUUGUUUGUUUGUUUGUUUGUUUGUUUGUUUGUUUGUUUGUUUGUUUGUUUGUUUGUUUGUUUGUUUGUUUGUUUGUUUGUUUGUUCACUUCUAUGGCAAUUAUUACACCGGCAUUUUGCAAAAUACAAAAUAUCACGUAUAUUACCGUCAUCUUCAACGCACAACCAUUUUCGCGAAUGGAAGAGGUUUCUGGAAACGGUUUCCUGAAAAUAGACAGAUUUACUUAUGGAAACAGAACGAUUUUUUAUUUCGUAAAGAUUUCGUGCCCGGAUUCUUAUCAGUUCAAGUUUCAUUUGGAUUAUACCAAUCAACGGGCAGUUUAAGAGAACACUCAGAGCAACAUCACAAACAUAAAUAUAAGAAAGCUUGGAAAAAUCGCGCAGCUUUCCUAUAACCAGCUGCUGAUUGGGCCGCGUGAAAGCGGGAGAAUUCGACGAGCAACCGUAGCAAUGGAUUAUUUCAGCUACAGACUGAAUUUUGAUCAAGGCAAGAAGAACGAAAUCCAACACCACAGCUAGAAAGAGCGUCUUAGAAUGAGUAAAACUGCAAAGAUUGGUUGCUAAAUGUUGUAAAAUGAAGAAAAUAUAGCCCUGUGAAGUUCGCAAAUUUUGUAUGUAUUUGUAUUACGCACGGUAAAAAUAACCACUUUCGGCUCAAAAAUGGUUAUUUUUCCCGCGCGUAAUGCAAAUAUAUACAAAAUUUGCGAAUUUCACAGGGCUAUAUUUUCUUCAUUUUACAACAAUUCGCAACCAAACUUUGCAAUUUUACUCAUUUUGAGAUGCUCUUUCCAGCUAUGGUGUUGGAUUUCGUCUCUAGCUGGAAUCAUGCAUGCUCUUAUGACGGAAUUUGUGUUAUGGUUCCGCAUUCCUCCUGUUUCGCACGAACUACUGAGUUAUCAGUGUUCACCAAAAAUAUCUCAUUGUAGGUAGCCGGUCUGGUUUUCUUAUCAAAUCUGUCCAUUUUCACGAAACCCUGUCCAAAACGUUACAUACAAGCGUUGAGCGGUGCAGGCGAUGGAGGCUUCGGAUCACGUCUGGGUAAUAUAUAUUAUAUUUUGUAUAUUUUGUAGAAUGCUGGUGUAAUAUUUAUAUCCAGUUUAAAUAUUUAUACAAAACCUUGUCCAAAGCCACAGUUUUUUCUACGUUUGAGUUCACGACGGCGCGGUAUGAAUAUUACUUAUUUGUUUGUUUUGUUUGGUUGCUUGUUUUGUUUUUAGUGGCAUAACUAAAUAUAUAAACAUGCAGAACACUGUUUGUUUCUCUGGGUAUUUUGGUUUACGCUAAAAAAUAAUGGAUGGUCUUUACUAAAACUAUUGGGAGAACAGUCUAAAACCAGUAUAAAUAAAGUUAGUUUAGUUUAGGUUUCCUGACUGGACCUCUAGGGAAAACAGUUUAGAAAUAAUAGAACAAAGUUAGUUUAGUUUCCUCCCGUAAUGACACUGGGCCAAUAGUUGACGACACUUACCUCCUCCAGGAAGAACAGUUUAGAACCGAUAAAGCUAUCCUUGGGUUUCCGAUACCGAUCAAUGAGAGAUAAUCCUUAUUGGAUUUCUAGAUAGAACAGUUUAGAACUGAUAAAGCUAUCCAGUAUCAAAUAUAAAUAAAGCUUAUUUUAGUUUCGUGAACGGUAAGAAUGACUGAACGACAAAUUUAUCAUUCAAACUGAGGGGUAAAUCACUUCUAAAAAGUGUACGAAAUAAAAAAAUCAUGUGAUUUUUUUGUAAUUUUUAAAAUUUUUUUGUUGACUUUUUAUUUUUACUUUUUUGUGAUUUUUCUGAGGGUGUACGUGAUUUAAAUCUGUGAUUUGGCGGCACCUCGAUUCAAAUUUGGAGAAUAUGUUAACUGUCCGUGUUUUUCUGUAAGAUAUGCGAUGGGAGUGUAUAGGAAAUUCAUUCUCUGUUUUCUAUUGACAUUAAAGGUGGUGUAGGGAGAAACAGAAAUGCUGGACCAAGGCCAAAAAGUGGAAAUGUGGACCAGACAGAAAAGAAGAAGAAAGAAAAGCCAGUCCGAGUACGUAAAGAAUUCCCUGAAACUUGGUUUUGGGCAGACGAAAAACUAGAGUAAGUAUGCCAUCAAACAUUAUUAACGAGGAACGUCUUUCCGAUGUCUCUCAGGGCCUGUUCAUAUGGGCAGAAGUUAUCGCGGUUAGCGAGAAAACUUUUCGACAAGUUUAUGAGCGAGAUCUCGCCUUGUUACGAAAAUAAUAUGAAAAGUUGCAUUGCGUUCAUAUGAAACGAAAAGUUUUCCCGUGUACCGAGAUCUCGUUUGUUGACAGGCGAGAUCUCGGUGACCGGGAUGUUUUUCCCAUAUGAACGCAACUUUCCCGCUUAGCGGGAUAACUUUUUGUCGUGUCAGCAACUUUUCAAUUCAAUUGAUGUUCAGUGCUACGUCACAGCCGGAAACUUUUCCCGGUAAGUGGGAUAAUAUUUCUUCAUAUGAACAGAACAAAAGUAUUUGGCUAGUCGAAAAGUUCUCUCGUUAACCGGGAUAACUUUUGCCCAUACGAACAGGCCCUCAGUCAAGUCAAUUCGCUGAUGGCUCAGUCAUCAAAGCAAGCGGCUUUCACCUCUGAGAUCGUGGGUUGGAUUCUCGCUAUGGACUCAUGUGAAAAGAGUCAGUCAACGCUCUGUCGAAAGUCGUGGGUUUUCUCCGGGUGCUCCGGUUUCCUCCCACAGGGAAAGUUGACAGGGUGGGUUAGGAUAAACACAGUUAGGAAAGUAAUAUCUCAAUUGUUGUAAAGAUAGUCUAGAACAACUAACAUGAGCGUAUAAUACUUGAUGUAAUCGGUCACUGAAAAGCCCCAAUGGAGAAUGAGGUGAAUAAUAAUGUAAUAUAAGAACAAACUACCAUAGAAGUUAAACUUCUCAACCUUUAUCUUUCUUAGUGAAUCUGGCAAUAAAACACUCCAAGUGAGAGUUCCUGAUACAAUUACAACCUGGGUGGCGAAUGGAUUCGCCAUAUCAUCAAAGACUGGUUUGGGUAUCUCUGACACUUCGACCCUCAAGGCAUUUCAACCGUUCUUUGUCCAGAUGACGCUACCUUACUCUGUUAUCAGAGGAGAAGAGAUUCCAGUCACUGUGACUGUAUUUAACUACAUGACCAGUUGUGUACCGGUAAGUUUAUGAUUAUUAUAAUUGUCAUGUGACAUUAUCACUGAAAAGCCUUUUUGGGAAGGUUGUCAAUAAAUAUCAUAUCUUGGAAACGUUUGUUUUGCUUUGCCGGUCAGAGUAAAUAGAAUGCAUAAUCAGUCCAUUGUAUAAUUUAUGCAUGAUACGAAACUUAAUUUGCUGAUAUUUUCUUAUUCACCAGAUCAAACUAUUAUUGAACCAGAAAUCGCCAGACUACAAAGUGACGUCAUAUUAUAUCAACAAACUCUGCGUAUGCGGUGAUGCCGGGCAGUCAGUCAAGUUUACCAUCAUUCCUACAAACCUCGGACACAUUCCCCUCACGGUCACAGCUACUACGUCAUCAGCACGUCUUUGUUCCAACAGUACAGUGACAGUCAGUGAUGCUGUCACACGUAAACUACUUGUUGAGGUAUGCAAAUUUAACUUUACAUUCACACGAGACCCGCUGUUUAGCAGGAUUGAACAAUGUUUUGCUGCCCACGUUGUUCACACUUGAUAUAUACUGUUGUGCCUGAAUCGGGUGUAACAAUAUUGUUCAAUAUUGUUGACAACUGCGAACAAUGUGGGCAGCAAAACAUUGUUCAAUCCUGUUUUCAUCAAUAUUGCAAUAACCUGAUCGUUUUUAGCCGUGCACAGAACGGUUCAUUUAUCCAUGCGGUCAGCUGUCACAACCCGUGGGAUUCAUAGACGUUUUGGUCUGAUCAAAUACACCUUUUCGAUCAUUACGUCAUGAACACGUUCUUGGCAUGGGAGCCUCGCUUUCGUAAAUCAAGACGGAAGGCGAUUGGCUAUGAAAAUGAGGCUCCCAGACCAAGAAUACAUCCAUGACGCACUUAUCAAAAAGGUGUAUUAGAGUGACCUGAUGUUGUACAUAGAUAGUUUGUAUGUUAAAGAUGUUUGAGGCGAAACUGGGAUUAUUCAUACUGAGUUUUCGGACGCUCUCUCAAAAUAUUUAUUAAUUUUACAAGCUUUCGACUGCCUGACUUCAGUCUUCACGGGUGUUUAACAAUGAGAUAAAUUACACUUUACAAUCAAACUUUCUCGCCAAGGCCAAAAUCCGCCAUUUUGGGGUACUGUCUGCCCUUGUGAAAGAUUCUAGACAAUUCAAAACGUAAAAAGCAACUUUUAAAAGUUGUAACUGUAAAUUUAUCAUUAUACAAACACCUAUAAUACUAAAAAGUCGCAUUACGUGAUGCGGAGACUCUCAAACAUAGGAGAGGCAGUACCGCCACUGAAAAUUGAUGAAAAAUCGGCCGUAAGAAAAGCUAAUUCGCUUACAUUUAAGUCUACAUAUAUGACUAAGGACUAGGGUAGGGUAUUACCCAAGAAAUUACCCAGCCAACUGUAAUCAUACCAGUCCCCGGGACAAAUACAGUCACGUACCAUCUUUCAUACGCUGAACAGUCCUCAAACUAGCGUCACAAAAACCUUGCUUACCUUUCAGCCUGAAGGAAUCAGAAAAGAGUACACUCAGGGAACAUUCUUCUGUCCUAAAA